Exaiptasia diaphana is the source of this 945-nucleotide messenger RNA. RefSeq names its product NEDD8. The record is from RefSeq and is a predicted model, not a curated record. Lineage: Eukaryota; Metazoa; Cnidaria; Anthozoa; Actiniaria; Aiptasiidae. Gene Ontology annotation, molecular function: ubiquitin protein ligase binding; protein tag activity. The coding region runs from base 94 to 330 and encodes 78 amino acids. The transcript has 6 exons. Gene Ontology annotation, cellular component: nucleus; cytoplasm. Gene Ontology annotation, biological process: protein neddylation; regulation of proteolysis; modification-dependent protein catabolic process.
GUACCAGUCCCUAAAAAUAAAAGGGCGAAAAAUAAGGCAAAAUUUAGUAGACUUUGAUGAAAAUUUAACCCCUAAAUUAUCCUUAUUUCAAGUAUGUUGAUUAAAGUAAAGACAUUGACAGGCAAAGAGAUUGAAAUCGAUAUAGAACCUACAGACAAAGUUGAAAGAAUCAAAGAACGUGUCGAGGAAAAAGAAGGGAUUCCACCUCCACAGCAAAGGCUUAUUUUUAGCGGAAAACAAAUGAAUGAUGAAAAAACUGCUGCUGAUUACAARAUCCAGGGGGGUUCAGUCCUUCAUCUGGUACUAGCCUUGAGAGGAGGAAAGCGAUGAUUACUAGCCAAUAUGGCAUCAUGCAAAGACUUUGAAGGGAGGGGAGGGUAAAUGAUAUCCCUAGUACCUGUAAAAACAAUCUAAGAAAUACGAAAAAAUGCUCUGAAAAAUCCCAGAACAUUAAUUUUCUAUAUGUAAAUGUAUUGUUAGUUCUUGGUUAGUAUUUUAUGUUAAAUUGUUAGAUUAAGUUGGAGUUAGUAAAAGCUUUAAAUGUAAACUAUGAUAAUUACAAAUUCUAGGUUGAUUUGUGUGGUAUAAUUUGUUGCUUUGCAUGUAAUAGUUGCCUUCAAGUGGAAAGAGUGGGAGGGAAGGACAGUCUAACUGUGUCCUGUCUGUCUAGGGCUGCAUAUUAUUAGUGGCUAGUAUUCUGGCCUGUUCUGACUAUUUUGAUAAGGGCCUUUCUCAGGGAAUUUCAAAUUCCAAACUCUUGAGGCUUCUAGCCUAUCAAGGAGUUCUCUGUGCUUUUAUUUCAUGGUAAGCAAGUACAGCAAUCCAGCGGCAGAUUAAAUGUAGCAAUUAUUCAUGUAUGUAUUUGGAAAGUUUCAAAAUUUAGAACUUAUUGUUGAUAUUACAGUAAUGAAUACAAUGCAGCGGCCCAUUCUAAGGCUGUGUUGA